This is a messenger RNA of Seriola dumerili (greater amberjack), 3723 nucleotides long. RefSeq lists its product as uncharacterized. The record is from RefSeq and is a predicted model, not a curated record. The coding region runs from base 201 to 2519 and encodes 772 amino acids. Lineage: Eukaryota; Metazoa; Chordata; Actinopteri; Carangiformes; Carangidae. The transcript is spliced from 6 exons. Gene Ontology annotation, cellular component: IRE1-TRAF2-ASK1 complex. Gene Ontology annotation, biological process: IRE1-mediated unfolded protein response; protein phosphorylation; intrinsic apoptotic signaling pathway in response to endoplasmic reticulum stress. Gene Ontology annotation, molecular function: protein serine/threonine kinase activity; RNA endonuclease activity; ATP binding.
GCUGCUGUGGGCGCGCGGCGGAGUAGCUAUUAUUGUUCAGCAUAGCUACUGCUUUAUAGACAGCAACAGCGAACCUGAAUGAAGUGUGAAGUUUGGAAAGACAGAUCCUCCAUACUCGCAGGAGACAUCUUAUAGGCUACUCUUGAAGUAUAAAUUGUAUACUCUGAAGCAAUGAAUUGAAUAUCAUCCUAUACUUACAAAUGGAAGUCACAUCACAAAAAGCACCUAUAUUGCAAUGCAUAUGUGACAACAACCUGCAGGAGCUCGAGAAUUUACUUAAAAACCAUGACAUAAAUGAAGUUUAUCAAGAGUCGGAUGAUUGUAUAACCGCACUGAUUGCUGCUGUUGUAAAUCACAAGGAAGAUAUUUGUGCUUUCCUACUGAAAGAGGGUGCAGAUCCAAACAAGGUGUCAGAAAAUAACUUGACACCUUUGCAUUAUGUCUCAUUGUCUAAAGCUCCACUUGCUUUUGUGAAAAAGCUGCUAGAAGCAAAAGCUGAUCCAAAUGGAUGCGCUCUCCAGCAUUUGACACCACUGCAAACUGCCGCCAUCCAUGAUAGGAAAGAUGUCAUGAAAGAGCUCCUAUCUGUUGGUGCAUUGCUAACAUUGUUACCUGUAGAACCUGAACAUAUCAAUCACAAUGAAAAAAUAGUUCAGAUGAUUGGUAACAUUCCAUCAAAAGUAGAUGAAUUGUGCUCCAAGCUAAAAGAUUUUUUGCUUGUAGAAAAAGCUGCCCGAGAGAAAAGAGCUGAAGAAGUGUUCAGAAAUUUUGACAGUCGCUUGCUACAGGAGCAUCCUCAAACCCAUCUGACCGUGAUUGAAACGCUUUUUGAUGUACAAGGGCCAGAUGGUCAAAAAUACUGCCAUCUUAGUAUCAAAUGGUUGAAGGACACAGGAAGUUUCAACCUCUACAUUACAGGGGCAGUGAGUCGCUUUCCAACCAUUCUCCAGCAAAAUGUGUGUCAGGCAAUUGAUACUUUACAUGCAGUUUUCUGCACAAUGAAGGAGAUACCAAAUGAGCAAGCACUAGCUAUAAUCCCCAAACUGCUGCAACGGCUUUACGCAGAAGAAAGACCUGAUAUUUGGCAAGCUGUUCAGCAAACACUGUAUGUGAUAACACAGAAAACAAAAGGCACAAAUGAAUGGGAUCGCAGUUUUAUUGAGGAGUUAUGCAACACAAUUGCUCCCUUUGUGAAGGAUCAAUACUCCUCUGACAUUAGAGUCUACACAUAUGGCAUAUUUGCAAACUUGCUCUCAGUUGAACAUGCUCUUAACAUCUUUACAACAUUGGGGAUAACUUCAGUGCCUGAGGACAUACUGACAUCUGCAGAUAUGAAUAUGAAUGACAAGCUGAAAGAAGCGCUCAGACGAUUGAAAAAUCAUUUCAGCCAUCCAGAUGGGGAAUGUGAGGAUGGUACAGUUUCUAGUACUUCAUCUGAUCCAGCAGCAGUUCUUGUUGUGGAAUCAACUUCAAAUGUAAUGCCAUCUCACUCGAACCCCAGUAAACCACUAGUGACACAAAAGUGGCUACAAAUCAGCAAGAGGUGGAGGGAGAAACUAGAGAAGCUUGUGAGCACUGAUGAAAGGAAACUCACCAGAAUUAAGAGCAUCAUUUAUGUAAAUGAUGCAGAAUUGCGCAUAGCAAAGGGAAGUGAUGGUACUGAAGUCUUCUUGGGGCUGAGAGAUGAUGGCACUGAAGUUGCAAUCAAGAGAAUGUCUAAAAGCAACUAUCAAGUUCUGAAGAAUGAGGAAGGAUUUCUACGACUUCCAGAGCUCGAUCAUCCUUUUAUUGUACGAUACAUUGACUUUGCGGAGGAUGAGAACUUUGGAUAUCUUUGUCUUCAACUCUGCGAAUACACCUUGGAAGAAUAUAUCAGAAAAAAUGAUGACAGUGAGCUGAGAAAGAAACUUGUCAGGGAGGUUCUCGAAAGUUUAAGUGCACUUCAUUGUCAAAAUCCUCCAAUUCUUCACCGGGAUCUCAAACCACAAAAUGUUUUGAUUGCUGUGACCGGAAAGGCAAAAUUAGCUGAUUUUGGCAUAAGUAGACGUUUACCCACAGACCAAACAACUUAUCACACAGCCAGCGCAGGAACAAGAGGCUGGAUGGCCAAGGAGACUUUAAAAGAAGACAGUGAUGUAGGAUACAAGCCGAGCACGGAUAUACAGGUGGCAGGGAUGCUGAGUUAUUAUAUCCUCUCUAGAGGACACCAUCCAUUUGAUGGCGAUCACUUGGAACGUGAAAGCAACAUUUAUAAAGGGAAAUACACUUUGGACCAUGUUCAAGAUGUGGUGGCAAAGGAUCUCAUCGAGUGGAUGAUCCAUGAAAAACCACUGAACAGACCUAAAGUUGGACAAUGCUUAAGUCAUCCCUUCUUCUGGACCAGCAAAUGUUUUCAGCAGAGUUGGUCGAGAAGAUGGACCGCAACAAGAAAGCUUACCCUGAACACAUAUUUGGAUUACUUCGCUUCAUACGGAACCUCCACGAGCACUAUCUUGAGGAUGCAGGCAAAGUGGAUUUGAUGUCACUGUUUCCUGAUCUCUUUGGAUGUGUUUAUAAAUUCUGCAAAAGCCAAGGGUGGAAUUCAGAGAGUCCCCUGAGGGAAAUGUUCACAGAAGAAGGGACGAGAGACACCACCAAAGAUCUAAUGCCUCUCAAAAACAACGAGGAACAUCUCACUCUUCCAGUUCAAGAAUCUCAAAACAGUUUUACUGAGCCAACUGCAAAUUGACACUAGGCUCAUCACUGCAGCCUUUCAACUUAGCACGGUAUUUACUAAGUGGAUGUGUGGAUUGGAUGAACUGUGGCUAAAUGCAGCAAGACCAGAUGCUGGGUGUUUGUGCUGCAGAUUUUACACUUGCACAUUUUUCAUUGAUCUGAAGAUACAAAGUACACUAUAAAGGUAAAAUGUAGAUCUGCAAGCUUCUGGAUAAUGAGAGAAAUCUGGUCCACUGGCAGACUGCUUAACUUCACUGCAUAGGUGGAUGUAGAGAAGAUUAGAGCAUUAUUGUUUGCAAGAGAGAACCCCACUAUCUUUCUGAUUAAAGAUGACAAUGAUCAGGGUUUCCUUAAAAAUCCAGUAUAAGAAAAGCAUUUGGUUUCACAGAGACCCCUGUCUCCUAUAACCACACAACCCGCCAUUGGUUUCAGAUUUGUUUUUAGAUGAAUCUACCCCCUUCACAAAACCUAUUAAAAGGCUUGGGAACAAUAUCUUUAGGUAGUAAUUUCUGUGAAAACUUGCACCUAAAUGUAUCCAAUCAUGUUCUAUGAAAUUGAGACACCAUUAGAUUUAAAAUAAACUGAUUCCUGUUUGAUUAGGUUCAAUAUUUCCAUCAAGGUGUCCUGCAUGUGUAAAGUAUAAGUAUUGUAAGGGGUCUCUAGUCCUCAAACUUUGUCUUGAAGUUCGGCUUUGAGGUGUCGCAAUGGAACUCAUAUGUGAACCUCAGGUCCAGAAAUCUCAGCAAUCUUACCUUGGUCAUCAGAAUGAGUAGAUUGUCAUCUUUCACUAUGGAAAUUCAGCAUGGUAAUAGAGAAGAAAUUGAUUUGAAUCCCUUUGGAACUACGGCAUUACCAUAAUGAUGAUUGUCUGAACUUACUGCUGGGACUCAAAGUACCUGUAGAUUUUAGUUUAUCGUUUUUUCUUUUUGAUCAUGCUGUGUGUAUCUGAUAGGAGUGAGUGUAAAUUAAAAUGGCUACUUUUUUAUUUACUGGGCCACAAUAGAGCUA